Molecule: messenger RNA, 4577 nt
Organism: Mya arenaria
Lineage: Eukaryota; Metazoa; Mollusca; Bivalvia; Myida; Myidae
Product: protein catecholamines up-like
Exons: 3
Coding region: 18-1313 (431 amino acids)
Biological process (GO): zinc ion transmembrane transport; intracellular zinc ion homeostasis
Cellular component (GO): membrane
Molecular function (GO): zinc ion transmembrane transporter activity
Source: RefSeq, a predicted model, not a curated record
UCUGCGUCAAGCGUUUUAUGAUCUUGAUGUACACGUCUACGUUUCGCUGCACAAAAAUGCAAAAUAGACGUCAUUCCACGUUGAUUUUUACGUAUUUUGUUGGCCUGAUAGCAGUAUCUGUCAUUGGGACAGUUUAUGGUGAUGAUCAUGGACAUUCUCACGACGAGCCGGCGUCAUUUAAGUAUUCCAAGCAGGCGAAUGAGGAACCACCGCCGGCUGCAGAAAAUCACGGACACGCUCACAGCCACGGCCAUGGACACAGUCACGAAGGCCAUGGACACGGUCACGAAGGCCAUGGUCACAGUCACGAAGGCCACGGACAUAGUCACGGGGAUCAGCCUAAAGAAAAGCCUAAACAGGUGAAAAACACUGGGGUCAAACUUUGGAUAGAGGCGAUUACUGCGACAGCCAUUAUCAGCGUUUCACCUAUAUUUAUUCUUCUUUUCAUUCCACUGGACAACACUGAUAAGCAUCAGCCGCUGUUGAAAGUAUUGCUCAGUUUUGCAUCAGGUGGUCUGCUAGGUGACGCUUUCCUUCACCUCAUUCCUCAUGCCGUAUCGCCACAUUCACAUGGUGGUGACGACCAUGGCCAUACACAUUCCCACUCUCAUGAUCACGGUGAAGAGGGACACUCACAUGACAUGAGCAUCGGUCUUUGGGUUUUAGCAGGAAUAAUUGCUUUUCUUAUGGUGGAGAAAUUUGUACGGAUCGUAAAAGGUGGGCACUCUCACUCUCAUGCUCCCGCACCUGUGAAGUCUGAAAAGAAGGUAGAGAAGAAAGAUGACAAAUCAGAGAAAAAGAAUGAAAAGUCAGAAACCAAAACUGAUAAGAAGACUGAUGAACCAGUAGUAGAAGUUGUCGAGGACAUCAAGGUAGCUGGCUACCUCAAUCUGGCUGCAGACUUCGCUCACAACUUCACCGAUGGCCUGGCCAUUGGAGCAUCUUUCAUGAUGGGACAAAGUAUUGGAAUCAUUACAACUAUCACCAUCUUUCUGCAUGAGAUUCCACAUGAAAUCGGGGACUUUGCAAUAUUGGUGCAGUCUGGAUGUACAAAAAAGAAGGCCAUGAUGCUCCAGUUUAGCACAGCGAUUGGCGCCAUGUUGGGAACCAUCUGCAGCCUGUUUGCCGAGGGAGUGGGGGAGGCAGCCACAACCUGGAUUCUUCCCUUCACCGCAGGCGGGUUCAUAUACAUCGCCACGGUGUCCGUCAUUCCAGAACUACUGGAGGAUACUAAAUUAGGACAGUCUAUAAAAGAAAUAUUGGCAAUGCUUGUAGGCGUGUACAUGAUGGUCUUGAUAGGACAAUACGAGUAAUUUAGGUAUUGGGAAUGACUGAAUAUUAAGAUAAUUAUGUUUCUCAUUAAUUUAGACUUUUAAAGGUACAUUAUGUCAAAUUCCUUAUGCCAUGUUGUUUAUAUAGUAAUCUGCAGUGUUACACAUUUUACACAGUCUGAGAGAGAUUAAAUAUACAAAUAAAAUCAAUAAAUUUAUAUGCUAAAGGCUCGUUCAUUGGCUUGUUUUCUGCAUUACAGUGGUCGAAAUUAGCACAAGCCUGCAAGCCCUGCACUGGUAAAAUGUCUUCCGGGCUUGCUCAAAUUCUGAAAUUUUAUAUAGCAGAGCUUGUUCAAAAAUAUGAUUCCAUGCAAAAGUAUAAGAAUUCGGGCUUGUUCAUCGGAAAGUCUAAUUUUGAUGACUGGCAUUAGUGUGAUGGGAUGAGUGUUUUUUAUUGAUGUAUAAUUUCAAGUGCUAGCCUUAACAAUCUGACGGAAUGUACCUUUAGAAUUCUUAAUGGUUUGGGUUUCACUAUCACAAUUCAUAUCCAUACUCUGUUUCAUUGCUUUUCAUUAUGUGAAGGACUUCCUUGGUCCUUAUCAUGUGUAUUAUAAAUUUUAUGAAUCCUUUGUUAUUCUUUGAUGCAUUUAAAUAUAAUAUAUAUAUAUAUAUAUUGGCUGAAAUGAUUACACUUUUAUGACAAUGUGUAUUUGAAUUUGCAAUUUAAAAUUUAAUUUAAUUUCUAACACUUGUCAAGAAUUCAACUGAAUUUCCUGAUCUUAUGAUAUAUAUUCUUUUGGACUCGUGUUGAUAAAAUGGCUCCAUAUUAUUUAUUAAUCUGACAUACUACUUGUUUAGUAAUGUUUUUGUUUAAAUGUCAAUUAGCUUUGUAUUUUAUGAAAGACUUAUAAUUUUGAUCAUCAAGUGUCAUCUAGUCGAUGUCUAUUUUUCAUCCGUCUGAAUUGCCUUACAUCUGUGAAAGCAUUAAGGACUACAUCAUCGUCGUAUACCCCCAAUACACUGCUACUACGCUAUACUUCAUUGUUAAACAUGCGCGAAUUGGCAAGCAAAAUCUUGUAUUCAUCAAUAAUUAACGAGUCAGUUUCAUUGGUUCCACAAGGUACCAGAUGCUUUCCCAUAGAAAAAUAUUCUGGUAAAAGCUGGAAUUGAACCGGGGCAACCUUUUCAGUACAAUAAUAUGUCAGUCAAUUGUCCCACGGUAUUCAUGAAGUAUAACGGUAUUCAGUUCUGAGUUCUGUGGUUGCCCACAAUUUUAACAGCAGGACUGGCACCUACAAUUGUUUUAAAGAUUUAAAAAGUACUUUUCUUAACCUUUCCUUACAAGGUUACAAAAUACACAAGAGUAUAUGGAGUAUAUUUGUACGGAUAUCAUGUACCAAACAUGGCAGAUAUAUUGCCACCAUUUUUGUUUCUGGCCAUUCUCUUUUUAUAUCAUAUAUCGUUUUUGAAAUUUAUUACACAGGAAAGACCCGUAAAUGUACUGUUUUUAAAAAGAGCUUUAGUUAACGCUGACCCUGAUCGAAUGGCAUAGCUUUAUUCAGGCUCAACUUCCUCUAAAAAAAGGAUUGCCAACCUAACGACCCUAUUAUUUUUGGCAGUGAAAUCAAACACAAAUAUAGUUUUUAUUGGCCGAAAAUAUAUAUUUUUUAAUUGGUUAUAUAUGUUUAUAGUUAUUGAUCUGUUUAUGGAGACAUAUCAGGUAUUAAUUUGUAGUUAAAAUUGAGUGUUUGUUUGUUUUAUAAAAGCUUGUUCCAAUUAUAACUCUAGAAAUUUGCCUUAUUUUCUGUAAAUAUGAGAGCUUUCAAAGUAUGUUCACGAAUCUAUGUACCUGUAUCGAACUUCAGGAUGUUCAGAAUUACAUGUACACAUAAAUCAUAAUCUAAUACAAAAAUACACAUACUUGUUUUGUUUCAUGAUAGAGAAUAUUUGAGUUUGUUAUCAUGUAAAUUUACUUAUAUAAGAGUAAGGAGUAGUCGAGUACUCAUUAUUACAAAAUUAUUACGGCAGUACAAAUGGAGAGGUUGUAAGCAACUGUUUCAUUUUAAUGCAUAUCAUUUUUGAUCACAUACAUUUGAACAUUAUUCCAUUUAUCAUCAAAUGAUGCGUACUACUGUGAUAUCAUUUAUAUUCGUGGGCAUGAAAGUUCAUUGUUUUUUUUUUUGUAAAAAAAGACAAUUUCAUUGGUACUUUAAUACAUGGAAUUUCAUUUUUUGAUUGAUUUUUGUUGGGAUCUUGAAAAGAAAAAAAAAAAGUCUCACAACUAUAAUUGAUUUCACAGUAUAUAGUGUACAAAAUAUUUAAUAUAUAAUAUUGUAUGAAUGAAAGAAGUGUGAUCACGCUACUAGCGGACUGGGAUGAGGAGGCUUUUUUCUCAUGUUCAUAUAUUUAAAUGGGGUUUGGUUAAUUGAAUGUGUCUGCUGUAUUGCUCAUUGUUUGCACUAUGUAAUAAAGCCCUAUGUCCUAGAAACAGUCAUCUCAAUAGUGAGUCUGUGAAUCAAAUUUGCAAGAUAUAAGACCUUUAGGGUCCCCAGUAUGGCUUAUUUAAAUACUUUACUAACCCAAUACCAAGGACACAUUAUUUUAAAGAGUAGCAUUAUUGCCAUAAUUGCCAAGUUUAUCUCAUAUUCUAGAUUUAUGCACUAAAUCCUAAAACGGAUAAAUCACACAUAAUAUAUAUAUAUAUAUAUAUAUAUAUAUAUAUAUAUAUAUAUUAAAAGCCUCAUUUUCAAUAGAUGGAAAGUGCCAAAACUUUGAUAAGUAAUGUUAGAUUAUCAUUUCAUAAGUCAUUGUUUUUUCAUGUCAUAGUUUUACUGAAAGUAAAUUUAGAAUACACGAAGCCCUAUUUUUGUUGGAUUUGGGUGUAUGAAAAAAGUAAGUAAAAUAUCAAUAAAAUGGACACAAGUUUGAAAAUAAUGGCAGAAACAUCAUGUUGUCAUUCCAAAACAAUUCAACCCUUGCUUAUUGAACUCUACACUUCUUUACUAAGCAAUAUAGGAACCUAAUUCUAUUGCAGUGAAAUUAUCAAAAUUGGUAUAUUCACUGUAGUGAAAUUCACAGCAGUGAAAAUAACAUCAUAUUUCACCGAAAAGCCUCACAGAAUUAUAUCAAGUUAAAAAACAACACUGCAAGCUCCAAAUGUUUGUGUUUUUGAGUUGAUUGGAAAUGCUUACAUACCAUUUUAUAAUAACCAUGUUUCCUGUAUCAACAUUUACCUUCUGAAAUUUGUCAGGGCCAUGCGAAAACAUAAUGACCAUUAACAGCUCAUAAAUAAAAUGUAAAAAAAAA